Messenger RNA from Quercus lobata, 1129 nucleotides. Its product is annotated as pentatricopeptide repeat-containing protein At3g22470, mitochondrial-like. Lineage: Eukaryota; Viridiplantae; Streptophyta; Magnoliopsida; Fagales; Fagaceae. The coding region runs from base 101 to 1027 and encodes 308 amino acids. The transcript has a single exon. The record is from RefSeq and is a predicted model, not a curated record. Gene Ontology annotation, molecular function: protein binding.
CAAAUGUUGUCACUUACACGUGCUUAAUUCAAGCCUGUGCAAUUUCGGCCGAUGGAGGGAGGCUAAUACUUUGUUGAAUGAGAAGACACAAAGGAGGGUCAUGCCAGAUUUGCAAACCUUUAGCAUAUUGGUGGACACACUCUGCAAGGAAGGGAUGUUGAAUGAGGCAAACAAAGUUUUUACCGUGAUGAUUCAAAGAGGCAUUGAGCCUAACACAAUCACAUAUAGCUCUUUGAUUGAUGGUUAUUGUUUACAAAACAAAAUGGAUGAUGCUAUCAAAACAUUUAAUAUGAUGGUUGAGAGAGGUUGUUCACCUAAUGUGUUUAGCUAUAACAUAUUAAUCAAUGGAUAUUGCAAAAAUAAAAGAAUUGAUGAAGCAAGGAGUCUCUUUGAUGAAAUGUCCAACAAGGGAGUGGCUCCCAACGUUGUGACUUACAGCACUCUUAUAGGUGGGUUUUGUCAAGUGGAGAGACCCCAAGCUGCACUAGACCUUUUUCAAAAGAUGCAGGCAUGUGGCCAACUUCCAAAUCCCCAAGCCUAUGCUAUCUUGUUGGAUGGCCUUUGUAAGAACAAAAAAAUUGGGGAGGCGUUGGCAUUGUUUCAAGAGAUGGAAGACAAAGAGUUGGACCACAAUAUUGUGUUUUACAACAUCUUGAUUGACAGUAUGUGCAAUGCAAGGGAACUUACAACUGCAAGAGAAAUCUUUAAUUGUCUUCUUGCAAAAGGAUUGCAACCUGAUGUUAAGACUUACACUAUAAUGAUCAAAGGGUUUUGCAAAGAGGGGUUAAUUGAUAAAGCGAGUGAGCUUCUAGAGAAAAUGGCUGGGAACCAUCUCUCUCCUGAUGAUCGCACAUAUAACACAAUCAUCCAAGGGUUGCUGCAACAAAAUGAGACAGCAAAGGCUUUGGAACUUGUUAAGAUAAUGGUUGACAAAGGUUUUUCAGCAAAUGCAACCACUGCAUCCAUGGUAGUUGACUUGCUAUCUGCAAAUCCAGGAGAUAAAGCACUUCAAGAAUUACUUCAAUAACUUGUGUGAAGGCUUUUAAUUUUACAACAUCAAGAACAACUUUCAUCAUUUAUUGCUUUGCUAGACAAGCCAUAAAGAGUAUGUAUAUUUGUUGGAAGCUGU